Brettanomyces nanus is the source of this 1353-nucleotide messenger RNA. RefSeq lists its product as uncharacterized. Bases 1 to 1353 code for a protein of 450 amino acids. Gene Ontology annotation, molecular function: metalloendopeptidase activity. Gene Ontology annotation, biological process: CAAX-box protein processing. The record is from RefSeq and is a predicted model, not a curated record. Lineage: Eukaryota; Fungi; Ascomycota; Pichiomycetes; Pichiales; Pichiaceae. Gene Ontology annotation, cellular component: endoplasmic reticulum membrane. The transcript has a single exon.
AUGGACACGUUAAUUCACUCCGCAAGCGACUUCCUUGAUCGCCCAGGCUUCAAUUGGAAAGGCCUUAUAAUCGGCUUUUCCACAGUUAAUUUCUUGUUCGAGUCCUAUCUAAAGUUGAGACAGAUCCAGACAGUCAGAGCUAAUGGAGAAAAAAUACCUGAUGAAUUGAAGGGAAAGAUCGACACCAAAACUGCCAUUAAGUCCAGCAACUAUUCCCUCAGUAAGUUGAAAUUUAGUAUUGUCGGCAGUCUUUAUGGUCUUGUCCAGAAUGUCAUCGCCUAUAAGUUUGACCUUUUGCCCAAGUUGUGGAAUGCAACUGGUGGAUUCAUGUCUACGUUGCUCUCCAAAAACAUGGUUCCUGCUUUCAUGUCCGGUAUAAUUACCCACUCGUUGUUUUUCUGCGGUGCAAUGACCCUUUUCUCAACUUUUCUAAGUAUUCCUCUAAGCUACUAUCAGAACUUUAUUCUUGAAGAGAAGUAUGGCUUCAACAAAUUAACUCCUAGAAUGUGGGUCACAGACAUGGUGAAAGGAUUUUCCGUCGGUUUGGUCCUGGGAGGCCCAAUUUUGGCUGCAUUCCUUAGGAUCAUUGACUAUUUUGGCGAUAAGUUCAUGUAUUAUCUUUCCAUAUUUAUGGGCAUCGUUCAAAUCUUUUUGAUCAUUGUUUACCCAAAGUUCAUUCAGCCUUUAUACAACAAAUUAACCCCAUUGGAAGAUGGCGAGUUGAAAACUUCAAUUGAGAAGUUGGCCUCUGAAAACAAAUUUCCAUUGGACAAGUUAUAUGUCAUUGAUGGUUCCAAAAGAUCUUCGCACUCGAAUGCUUACUUUAUGGGUCUCCCUUGGGGUUCCAAGCAGAUUGUUUUGUUUGAUACUUUGAUCGAUCAAUGCACAGUUCCACAGGUCGUUGGUGUGCUAGGCCACGAAAUCGGUCAUUGGGCUCUUUCUCAUACUACAAAAUUGUUGGCUAUCAAUCAAUUCCAUAUGUUUUGGAUCUUCACUUUCUUUGCUGCUUUUGUUAAGAACAGCUCUCUUUAUCAGAGUUUUGGCUUCUUUAAUGAGCAGCCUAUUCUUAUUGGAUUCAUGCUCUUCGGUGAUAUUCUAGGUCCUGUGGACUCCCUUGUUGGCUUUGCCAUGAGUCAGCUUUCCAGAACCUACGAGUACCAAGCAGAUGAGUACUCCACCAAGUUGGGUUAUGGAGAAGAUUUGAAGGACUCGCUUGUUUCUCUUAAUAAGGAGAACUUGAGCUCCUUAGUUGUCGACUGGCUUUACUCGGCCUACACCUACGACCAUCCCCACUUGGUUGAGAGAUUGAACCAUAUUGAUGAGGUUCAGGAGAAGAUUGCCAAAAAAGAGUGA